GAUCCGAAGAUGGACAUGACGGAUUACUACCCUUCCGUUAACGCCACUGACGGCUCCGGUUUGAACGACACAGAAGACUAUAACCAGUUCGUGCAGCCGGUGUGGCAGAUCGCUCUUUGGGCAGUCGCCUACUGCAGCAUGGUGUGCGUCUCCAUGAUCGGUAACCUGGUGGUCAUCUGGAUCAUCCUCGCGCACAAACGCAUGAGGACCGUGACCAACUACUUCCUGGUGAACCUAGCCUUUGCAGAGGCGUCCAUGUCUGCCUUCAACACAGUGAUAAACUUUGCCUAUAGUGUCCAUAACGAGUGGUACUUUGGUCUGGGCUACUGUCGAUUCCAUAACUUCUUCCCCAUCGCAGCUGUCUUCGCCAGCAUAUACUCCAUGACCGCCAUAGCACUGGACAGAUACAUGGCUAUCAUCCACCCCUUGAGGCAGAGGUUGUCUUCGACAGAGACCCGUGUAGUGAUCGGAGUGAUCUGGGUGUUAGCUCUACUGUUGGCCUUCCCCCAGUACUUCUACUCAGCUACAGAACAGCUGCCUGGUAGGACUGUCUGCUACAUCCAAUGGCCCGACUACACCAACAACACAACCAUGGACUUCAAGAAGAUGUACUAUUUGUCUGUGGUGUUGCUUUACUAUUUCCUGCCGCUGUGCAUUAUGGGAUGUGCCUACCUGGUGGUGGGCUUGUCCCUGUGGGCGGGGACAAUCCCUGGAGACUCCACCCACCGCUACCGAGAACAGCUCAUCGCCAAACGCAAGGUAGUGAAGAUGAUGAUCGUGGUGGUGUGUACGUUUGCGGUGUGCUGGCUGCCGUACCACAUCUACUUCCUGCUCCAGCAGUUCCACCCUGACCCCAUGCAGCUGUUUGAGUGGCGCUACAUCCAGCAGGUCUACCUGGCUGUCAUGUGGUUGGCCAUGAGCUCCACCAUGUACAACCCUAUUAUCUACUGCUGUCUCAAUGACAGGUUCAGAGCAGGCUUUCAGCAGGUGUUCUGUUGGUGUCCGUGUGUUCCUGCAGGCUCCUACGAGGGACUGGAACUCAAGUCCACCAGCUACCUACAAACCCAGGUGAGUGUGUACCGAGCCAGCCGGACAGAGACCAGUGUGUCGACGGUUCUGCAGCCCACUGAGGAGGAGUGCCGUGGGGCCGAGCUGCCAGCUAGCGCCCCUAUCAGCCAGACAACUCUGGAGCUCACCUCCAUGGACUCACAAUCAGCCCCAAACACCCCCGACAGCCCUGUUUUUUUGCGGCCGACGCAACAUGGAUUAGUAGCUCAAUAAACGCCUAACUGGACUGGUGUCUGAAACCUUUCUGCAGGUAUAUGUGCAUUAGUACGGUACCAACUAGUUCACCAAGAAGUAUUAAACAAGACUAGCGUUGAGAGUGCUUCUGUAGGCAGACGUGGUUGUGGUGGACUACGUCCUGCAGUUCUAUUAUCCUUGUCUAGUAUACCUGACCAGGCCAAGUGGGGAACACAUUAAGGAUUCUUUCCAUCAUUCACCACACCGUCCCUGUGUACCCCCUGCCUCACCCUCCCUGCAUUCCAGAACCAUAGGGCUGUGUUUGGAACACUCAGACCGCCACGUCCCUCAGCAACAACAGCAGCCACGGGUCUCUCGCUAAGAAAACUCUGAUGAUUGUGUGUGCGCGUGCAUGUGUGUGUGUGUGUGUGUGUGUGAACAGUGUCAGGCAGGGUGUGUGCCUGCCUGCAUUUGUUUCUUCGUGCAAGCGCAUGUUGUGUGUGUGUGUGUGUGCGUGGGUUCGUUUCUGCAAGCGUGCGUGUGUGGAUUUCUGCGAGGUGAUGUGUGCUGGCCCAGCACUUGUUGUCAGGGAUUGCUGCUCAAAGCCGACAAUGUGCGGAGCAGGGCAGAUACACUACAUGACCGAACAUCUCAUUCCAAUAUCAUGGGCAUUAAUAUGGAGUUGUUCCCCCCUUUGCUGCUAUAACAGCCUCCACUCUUCUGGGAAGGCUUUCCACUAGAUGUUGGAACAUUGCUGUGGGGACUUGCUUCCAUUCAGCCACAAGAGCAUUAGUGAGGUCGGGCACUGAUGUUUGGAAAUUAGGCCUGGCUCGCAGUCGGAGCUCCGAUUCAUCCCAAAGGUGUUCGAUGGGGUUGAGGUCAGGGCUCUGUGCAUGCCAGUCAAGUUCUUUUCACACCGAUCUCGAUCACCAUUUCUGUAUGGACCUCGCUUUGUGCACGGGGGCAUUGUCAUGCUAAAACAGGAAUGGGCCUUCCCCAAACUGUUGCCACAAAGUUGGAAGCACAGAAUCAUCUAGAAUGUCAUUGUAUGCUGUAGCGUUAAGAUUUCACAUCACGGGAACUAAGGGGCCUAGUCCUAACCACGAAUAAAAAAGCCCUGGACCAUAAUUCCACUGUGGAUUUGUCCGUCAGACUGCCCAGAUGCAAGACUCCUAGUCCAGGACCAUUUAAGAAUGAUCUUUGAACGCGUAGGUCAACGAUGUUGAAUGCCUUGGAAAGGUCUACAAAUAGGGGAGCACAAUGUUUUUUAUGAUCUAGGCAAUUUAACACAUAAUCUAAAACAAGCAUUAAUUGAGUGUCAGGUGAACUACUGCUCGGUGGUCUGGGGAAAUGCAACAGCAAGUGAAAUUAGGAGGCUGCAGAUUGCACAGAACAAAGCAGCAAGGAUUGUUUUAAGAUGGAGAUAUGGUUCUUCUGUUGCAGUCAUGCGCAAUGCUCUUGGUUGGUCAUCAAUCAACAAGAUAAUUGAAAGAAACAUGCUUAUUUUAUUUCAUAAUAUACACCAUUUAAAACGGCCGAACUCUAUUCACAACAGUAUUCAGUUGGUAAGAGACAGUCAUUCAGUAAAUACUAGGAAUAGAUUGUCCAGACAGAAAAGAGAAAUGGGCAAAAUAACAUUUCGAUUUAGAGCAGUAAAGAAAUUGAAUAAUUUAUCGGAGCAAACCAGAAACCUUUCAAUAAAUAGAUUCCAACAAUACUUGAAAACCAUUUAAAUAUAACACAGAGGAAAGUUGUGCUGGACUAUGGUCGAUGAAGAAUCAAUCUAUCUUUUUAGACUGUUAGAGUAUUUAUCUGGUCAUGAUGUUAGUAUAUUAUGUAUGUUUGUAAUAGUGUGUUACAUGUGAAAAUGUGAUCGUAUUAUAAAUUGUAUUUGAAUGUUUAAGGACUCUUGGAAGAUUAGUCCAACUGAGGACUAAAAGAGAUCCUAAUAAAAUCCUAAUAAAAUCUAAAUCUAAAACAAGCAUAGUGGCUGAAACAGUGCUGUGUUCCACAUCUAAAACCAGACCGGUGCAUAUUUAGAAUAGAAUUAGAAGUUAAAAAUUAAAAAUUAAAAAAAGUUCUUAGCUGGAAGUUGUUAAGAGAUUCUAGUACCUUGGUGAGGAAGAAAACUUGGAGAUUUGGAUGGUAAUUAUCUAAGUCAGAAGGAUCUCCCCCUUUAUGUAGGGGGAGGACAUGCCACUUUCCAAAUUUUUGGGAGAACAUCAGUAGCAAAUGCCAAGUUAAAAAUACAGGUUAAAGGUUCAACAACGAGUGGGGCAGAGAGCUGUAGUAAAAAGGGGUCAAGUGCCCCUGUGGAUAAAAAAAAAUACAUCGUAGACAUCAAAUGGUUGAAAUUAAAAUAAAGUAUGAGAGUGUUAGAGCAUCGUUCUCUACAAUCUGUUCUGAGGUGACUAAAGGACUCCUUUUAGUGGGAGGAGAGUCAUUUUCAGAGACUAUCCUUUAAAACAAGUGGGCAGCUGAAUCAAAAACGGUUAUUAAAAGUACUACACAUUUCCAUUUUGUCUAGUAUGGGACCAGAGGCUGUCAAAACCUGUUGAGGCAACGAGGAGAUGGAGUUUUGUUUCAAAGAUUUGACCACUUUCCAGAAAUGUUGCUGGAUUACUACCAGUUUCCGACACACAAUUCAAGAAGUACGUCUAUUUAGCUUUUCUAACCAGAGAUAGACAUCUAUUUCUCAACUGUCUGAAACUCUGCCAAUCAGACUUAGAAUCAGUCAGUCUAGCCUUAGCCCAAAGCUACAUUUCUUUCCUGUCAUUUCUCAAGGAUUAGAUUUAAACAGGGAAAUAAAACAAUUAAGGGCCUGAUCCGAGUCAGUGAUAGUCGACAGCAAUUAAACAGAUGUGUGAGUAUAUGUCUAUGUUGUAAAAAACAUAUUAUUAACUCCCACACACAUGAUUUUACCUAUGCACAUUUCGUUUUUCGAUAGUUCACUGAAAAAUGUGGGUAAGUGUACUUAUUAAACCCACCAAAAUCUAAGUUUAGACAUUUCUAACAUAUACUGCCCUCAUUUUUGUAAGAAAAGUGGAGAUAAAAUGAAAGGUGAAUCUCUUAUGUGAGGUUUUAUGAAUUUAAUAAGGCAUACAAAUAUUUGAUCAAAUAUGUGAAAAGUCUGGACUGGGCUUAAUGGGUAUCGAGUGUACAGGGGGUUCCAAAUAAGCCCACCUCUAAAAUAUUAAUAUAUUUUUUUAAUUAACAAAUGUUCAAAACUUAGAAACUGGCAUUUCAUGUGUAAAAUUUGAAUAUAUUUAACUCCCCUGAAGUUAUUAAAAUAAAUUAAUCAUUGCUAUUCAUCGUGAAAGUAGCAUUUAUAACAGGGGGGGGUCCAAUCUUAUCCACAGAGAUCAAUGUGGACUUAUGCUUUUGUUCUUUGCAACCAGUACACACCUGAUUCAACUAAUCAACUAACCACAGACUUCAAUCAAGACACGAUUAGUUGAAUCAGGUGUGUUACUGCUUGGUUGGAUCACAAACCUGCACCCACACCGGCCCCUCUGUGUAUAAGAAGCAACGCUCAAAGACCAUAAAACUCACAAUUGUCAACAGGUUAUCUGAAAGCUGAAUAACAUUUAAUGUACUGCUAAACUUGUUUAUUAGUUCAACUUGUCUUCCUUAAGCCUGUCUGAAGACAGUUUCAAAUCUCCCUCUGAAGACAGUUUCAAAUCUCCCUCUGAAGACAGUUUCAAAUCUCCCUCUGCUGUGUAUAAAAAAAUGUACAGGUGGUGGACCCAAAAACAGAAUCACCUGGAUGAAUGAAGGACAACAAUAUGACAAUGCCCCCACCCAAACGUGACUGAGUAGUCACCCAAUAGUCAUCUUAUUGUCCCUCGUUUGUUUGCAUUUUUGUCCACCACUUGUAGUCGAUUUAUGUAUUAUCAUUUACAUUCUGAAUAGAGGGAGUGAUCUCUGUGCUACCUAAUAUUUUAAACCCACCUCAGAUAAAUGUCAUAUUUGUUUUUAAAUGGCGUCUAUGCAUAACAAUGCAAGGUUCAUUUAACAGUAAAAUAUGAGAAAAUGUAUUUAAAAAUGUAAGCUGUGAAUGCUUGAAAUGUAACAUCUUGUGGUACACUAAGUUAUGUCGGACCAUUAAAUAGGAGAAAAUCUUAGUUUUGAGUGGGCUUAAUAGGUAUGUGGGCUUAAUAGGUACGCUUACCCUAAAUGUGCAGAGGUAAAAUGGAGAAACACAUGGUAGUAUGUGACUUAGUAUGUGUCUGUGGUUUCAUGUGUGUAUGUGUCAUGUACAGUAUGUAUGUGCUGUAUAUACAUGUUCGGUUGACACAAACAGUGGCACUGGAAGUCUCUGCCACAGCUGUGAGGGUAGGGACUGUUAUCCCCUCUGUGUGUUGGUGGAAGACAUCUUUCACAGCCAGGUAUGACAUGCCAAGUGUCACCCAAUGCCCAGGUGUGUGUGUGUGUGUGUGUGUGUGUGUGUGUGUGUGUGUGUGUGUGUGUGUGUGUGUGUGUGUGUGUGUGUGUGUGUGUGUGUGUGUGUGUGUGUGUGUGUGUGUGUGUGUGUGUGUGUGUGUGUGUGUGUGUGUGUGUGUGUGAGUGAUUUGCUUUGAACACCUGACUGAGCAUCCAGUAGCUGCUCCUUCCCUACACCGUGCGUGUGUCUGGCAGAACACACACACACACUGACCACAUUAUUAUGCCUACUGGUUCAGCUGUCUGUGUGUGUUGAGUUCAUGACGAUAAGUAGCAUAGUGUGAUUGAUGCAUGAUUGUCACUCUUUCAUUUAGAAGGUAAUCAAACCAUUUAAAUACCUGACGAACUGAGAACAUUAUGUCCUCCGUGAUUUGCCAGUUCACACAAUGUUUUAUGAAUAGUCAUUAUUCUUAUUGAGUGUGUUUACAUAAAUGAACGUGAAAAGUUGAACUGUUUUAUGAGUCAUGUCAUGUUAUGUUAUCAUGACUCUGUACUGAAUAUACAGCUGUGUCCAUGUUUGGUUGUGUCGUGCAUCAGAAGAUGUUGCCUAGAGCUUUACGGUGUACAUAUUUGUGGUGUAUUGAAUUAAAUUGUGACCUCA
This is a messenger RNA of Oncorhynchus nerka (sockeye salmon), 6286 nucleotides long. Its product is annotated as substance-P receptor-like. Gene Ontology annotation, biological process: positive regulation of flagellated sperm motility; G protein-coupled receptor signaling pathway. Gene Ontology annotation, cellular component: sperm midpiece; plasma membrane. The record is from RefSeq and is a predicted model, not a curated record. Bases 10 to 1281 code for a protein of 423 amino acids. The transcript has 7 exons. Gene Ontology annotation, molecular function: substance P receptor activity. Lineage: Eukaryota; Metazoa; Chordata; Actinopteri; Salmoniformes; Salmonidae.